CACAAUUAUACACUGACAUAUCGACAGUAUUUUUUUCUCUCAAACAACAGAUAAGCCUUUGUUUAUUAAGCUUAAAUAAAUUCGAGUUAAAACACUACAAAGAAACGCCAACAAAAAGAACAUUCAGCAGUGUGACAGUUUUCUUAAUCAAUUCAGUUCAUUACUGUGCACGGAGUGAUUCAGUUUUUGUGGUGCAACGAAAGAGAAAAAAAAAAUAUGUCUGGGCACAAAUAUACAGCAAAUUCAGCCAAUUUGUUCGAUGACGAUGACAUCGAUGACGAAACAUUUCUGAAGAAUUCGUCACGAUCCCGAAACACCAAUCCGUUUGACGACCAACAAUUGAGCUAUCAGGAAAGAACAAGAGCCAUCGAAGAGCGUACUUUAGCUUCGUCGCAUCGCAGUUUGGGCCUUUUAUAUGAAACUGAACAAGUGGGCAUCGCUACAGCUGAAGAAUUGGCAAGACAACGCGAACAGUUGGAGAACACCAACAAGCAUUUAGAUGACAUUAAUCAAACGUUGCGUUUCAGCCAGAAACAUUUGAAUGGAUUGAAAAGUAUUUUUGGUGGACUGAAAAAUUAUAUCGCUGGUCAAAAGGAUAUGCAGCCGCCGUCACAAACAGCACCGAAACCAAAUAUUGGUGACAAAUUAAAUUCCCCAUCGUCAUCCUACAGCAAAAGUGUCCAAUCAUUUUCGAAUAUUCAGGGAGCAACAGCUCAGGCGGACAAUGCAUUUCAUCAUUCCCAAUCGAGUAUCGCCGGCGUUGGGUCCCAUUUCAAUAAGCAACUAGACAAGAAUUUAGAUGAAAUGGCUGGCAGUUUGUCACGUCUUAAGGGAUUAGCGGUUGAUUUGCAUCAAGAAAUCGAUGACCAAAAUGAUUUAAUCGACGAUAUUACAACGAAAGUGGAAAAUGUCGACGCUAAAGUGGGUAAACAAAACAAAGAAAUGAAUCGUCUCCUCGGAAAGAAGUGAAAUUUUACAACCACAACAAGGAAAGUGAAAAUCCAUGCAUACUAAUCCAUUCGGAUUUAAACCAAGAAAGACAAAAACUCAACGUUUUGUAGGUCAAUAAAUGUUCUGCAUUCUAGCAUAAAUUCAUUAUAAAUACCAAUUAUACAUACAGGAGGCGAGUCUAUAAUAAAAUCGGGAAAAUAAAUUAUUAUUAUUAUCAUUGUAUAUUGUAUUCCAGUUCAAAUACGAAAAAACCGCCUCUAAAAUGUUUGCAAUUUGUUAUGUCGAAUGCAAGCGUUAAUAAAUUUAGUUAAUGAAAAUGAACCACUUCAUGUAUUUCAAUGGAAUUUUAUAAGCACCAAAUUAAUAACGCAAUCAUUAUUGGCUUGGAAAAUGCAAAUACUCUAUGAAGUACAUACAUAUUCAAUCAUUAUUUAGCGAGCAUUCAAUUCGUAUUGUUGCGAAUUUCGGAGAUAAAUCAUUCAAUCACUAUGUAAAUGAGUCAUAUACAACAAGAUAAAUAAAGAAAUUCACACACAUUUUACACACAGC
Messenger RNA from Sitodiplosis mosellana (orange wheat blossom midge), 1500 nucleotides. It is a transcript of the gene Snap29, whose product is annotated as synaptosomal-associated protein 29. Lineage: Eukaryota; Metazoa; Arthropoda; Insecta; Diptera; Cecidomyiidae. The record is from RefSeq and is a predicted model, not a curated record. Gene Ontology annotation, molecular function: syntaxin binding; SNAP receptor activity. Gene Ontology annotation, biological process: synaptic vesicle fusion to presynaptic active zone membrane; exocytosis; synaptic vesicle priming. The transcript has a single exon. Gene Ontology annotation, cellular component: SNARE complex; plasma membrane. The coding region runs from base 217 to 969 and encodes 250 amino acids.